This is a messenger RNA of Mangifera indica (mango), 1034 nucleotides long. RefSeq names its product vacuolar protein sorting-associated protein 29-like. The transcript is spliced from 3 exons. Gene Ontology annotation, cellular component: endosome; retromer complex. Bases 249 to 818 code for a protein of 189 amino acids. NCBI's taxonomy places the organism in Eukaryota, Viridiplantae, Streptophyta, Magnoliopsida, Sapindales, Anacardiaceae. The record is from RefSeq and is a predicted model, not a curated record. Gene Ontology annotation, biological process: retrograde transport, endosome to Golgi; intracellular protein transport.
AUUCAGAGAUUGUGAUGCUGUUCAGUAAAUCUUACAUCAACACCCACCCUGGUUUUUUCACUUUAGACCGCUGUUCUCCUUAAUAUCGUAAUUCAAGCUCUUAUCUUUACUAGCGAAUUUCAUUCUAUUUAAGUUGAUUUUGAUCUGGGUAUUUUGGGUUUUUAUAAAAUGUUAAAUUUGAUGUGAGUUUGUGCAGAUUUUGAUAACGAGUGAAUGUUAAGGGAGAUAUUUAGCGUAUUCUGUUGAAAAUGGUGUUAGUAUUAGCAAUAGGAGACCUUCACAUUCCUCACAGAGCAUCUGAUCUCCCACCAAAGUUCAAAUCCAUGCUUGUUCCUGGCAAGAUUCAGCACAUCAUUUGCACUGGCAAUCUUUCCAUUAAGGAAGUCCAUGAUUAUUUGAAGAGUCUGUGUCCUGAUUUGCAUAUCACUCGAGGUGAAUAUGAUGAAGAUUCACGUUAUCCAGAAACUAAGACACUCACUAUUGGUCAAUUCAAACUUGGAAUAUGUCAUGGUCAUCAGGUGGUUCCCUGGUGUGACUUAGAUUCGUUGGCAAUGCUACAGAGGCAAUUGGAUGUAGACAUCCUUGUCACUGGCCAUACUCAUCAGUUCAAAGCCUACAAACAUGAGGGCGGUGUUGUCAUAAAUCCUGGAUCUGCUACUGGUGCUUAUAGUAGUUUCACAUAUGAUGUUAACCCAAGCUUCGUACUCAUGGACAUUGAUGGUUUGCGUGUUGUGGUUUACGUAUAUGAACUAAUUGAUGGCGAGGUAAAGGUUGAUAAAAUUGAUUUUAAGAAGACAGUAACUACUCCGCGUUCAUGAACUAUCUGAUGGAGAAGGAUGACAAUGGAUUUUAAGAAGACAGCAAUUACUUGACUGACAGACUGGUGCAAUUUUGUGAUGAUGCCAACUUCAUUGCUUUGUUUCUUUUAUGUAGAUUGAAGCUUUAUUUUUAAUGAAAUUCAGAAUUGUCCUAUGUAGUUUUGAUUGAUGCAAAAAUAAUAAAUUGGGAUGAGUAAUUUAGAGUUCUUUUGGGUA